ACUUCGCUGUCCACCGUCCCCAGGAAGGAGCGCGCACUGACGCAACACGCAGCAGCAACAAGUCCGCCAACAUGCCGAGGUCUUUUCUCGUGGAUUCCUUGAUUUUAAGGGAGGCCAACGACAAAGGGAGCGAGAACAACCCUCCUCUGUUCCCCUACGCCGUGCACUCGCCGCACCAUCCGCACGCGCUGCCGGGCUCGUGCCACUCGCGGAAAGCCGGGCUGCUGUGCUUCUGCCCACUGUGCAUGGCCGCGUCCCAGCUCCAUCCGUCCCCACCCACCCUGCCGCUCCUCAAGGCGUCCUUCCCCCCCUUCAGCUCGCAGUACUGCCACUCGGCUCUGUCCAGGCAGCACUCUGCGUCCAGCGGGAUCAGCCUGAGCCACGGAGCCGGGAUCUACCCGGCUGCGUACUCGGUCCCAGACCCGCGGCAGUUCCACUGCAUCUCCAUCGAAAGCAGCAGCAACAAACUUCAGAGCAGCAAGCGCAUGCGCACCGCCUUCACCAGCACGCAACUCCUGGAGCUGGAGCGCGAGUUCACCUCCAACAUGUACCUGUCCAGACUGAGGCGCAUCGAGAUCGCCACGUACCUGAACCUGUCGGAGAAACAGGUGAAGAUCUGGUUCCAGAACCGCAGGGUGAAGCACAAAAAGGAGGGGAAGAGCGGCGGCGGCCAGAGGACUGCGUCACACAGCUGCAAAUGUUCCUCCUUGUCGGCCGCCAGGUGCUCGGAGGAGGAGGACGACGACACCCCCGCGUCUCCGUCCUCAUCCGUGAAGGAGGACGUGGACCUGUCCGUCUCCCCCUGAACUGUCUCUCUUCUCUAAAACAUUUUCAUCCUGAUGGU
Molecule: messenger RNA, 844 nt
Organism: Nematolebias whitei (Rio pearlfish)
Lineage: Eukaryota; Metazoa; Chordata; Actinopteri; Cyprinodontiformes; Rivulidae
Gene: gsx1
Product: GS homeobox 1
Exons: 2
Coding region: 72-806 (244 amino acids)
Biological process (GO): regulation of DNA-templated transcription
Cellular component (GO): nucleus
Molecular function (GO): DNA-binding transcription factor activity, RNA polymerase II-specific; sequence-specific double-stranded DNA binding
Source: RefSeq, a predicted model, not a curated record